AUGGGAGAGACCCAACAAAGCCGACGCUGCCGUGUGCUUGCGGGUCCUCAACAACUCGCCUUCCUCAACCUGCAUCCGCUGUUUUCGGGCUCUUGGCCAUUGCGAAAUUGGCAAGUCGUCGCAAACUAUGUCUUCGAGAGGCGACACCGCAGACUGCGCUUUCAGACGUUUCUGAGAGUCAAUAUUUUUUUUGUUUGCAGUAUCAUUCUCUACAUUAAACUCCUGAAUGUGAUAAACGUUGGGUACGGGCGCUUUUGGAGGAUUCCGCCCCUCGAAACGAGCACGAACGGACUGCAAAUUGCCAACCGUCGCUGCGUUUCCUGUUGCGAGGAAUUUUCUAUUAGAUUUCUUAGGUGUGGGGUUCUUUGA
Molecule: messenger RNA, 369 nt
Organism: Chondrus crispus (carragheen)
Lineage: Eukaryota; Rhodophyta; Florideophyceae; Gigartinales; Gigartinaceae
Exons: 1
Coding region: 1-369 (122 amino acids)
Source: RefSeq, a predicted model, not a curated record